Messenger RNA from Orbicella faveolata, 2206 nucleotides. Its product is annotated as sodium/hydrogen exchanger 9B2-like. The record is from RefSeq and is a predicted model, not a curated record. Gene Ontology annotation, molecular function: antiporter activity. Lineage: Eukaryota; Metazoa; Cnidaria; Anthozoa; Scleractinia; Merulinidae. Gene Ontology annotation, cellular component: membrane. Gene Ontology annotation, biological process: proton transmembrane transport.
GACAGCUAUUUCUAUGGUAAUUCCAACCAAUAAUUAGAUCUUAACUUUGAGCGAGUCAGGUUCGCAUGAGAGCAGAGCUAGAAUGCGUGAUAACAAGUAAAGAAACAGCAACUCUCUGGUCUGGGUCCUGUUUAGCAUGGUGUGCUACGUAGCGUGGUGUCCUAUGUACAUCGAUGUUGCGCGGGGAAAACUGGGACAGACGAAGAACGCCUGACGCAAAAAGUAAACAGGAGAAGCAAGAGGGCAGUGAGCUCUCGUUAGCUGUAGUUUGGAUUCUUCUCGAUCCUUUUGUAGAUUAUGGACGUCAAAACUGCAAGGGAACGUGAUGACGAAGGAAAUAACGGAGAUUCACCGUCAAAAUCCAACACGGGAAAGUUUAAGAAGAGACUUCUUUCGGCAGGUGUGACCAUUCCGCCAUCUGGUUUUUUUGGACGCGUGUUAACUCGAGGACUGAUUGUUGUUUUAAUAUGGGCUGUGUUAUGGUCUAUCAUCGGUACAGAUGCUUUACCGGGUGGAAACAUUUUUGGCAUAUUCAUAGUCAUCGUUUCUGCAAGCCUUUGUGGUUUUCUUGUGUGUAGAAUACCAUAUCUUCAUCUCCCACCACUUCUAGGGAUGCUUCUAGCGGGAUUUCUCCUUCGAAAUGUUCGCGGUAUUGAUUUGGCUCGUCACAUCGAUAAACGGUGGUCUUCAACGCUGCGAAGUAUGUCUUUAGUCGUCAUACUUAUUCGUUCAGGACUCGGGUUAAACACAUCAGCGCUCAGAAAACUGAAACUUACUCUAGCUAGAUUGGCUUUUCUGCCUUGCAUAUUAGAGGCAGUUACAGCUGCGAUUCUAGUGCAUCUUCUCUUGGACAUGAAGUGGCUUUGGGCCUUUCAACUUGGGUUUGUCCAAGCAGCUGUUUCUCUUGCUGUAGUAAUACCUUGUUUGUUGGAGCUACAAGAGCAACAUUAUGGAGUGAAGAAAGGCAUACCUACCUUGGUUAUGGCGGCAGCGUCCUUUGAUAAUGUUCUCUGUAUAAGUGCAUUUGGAGUUUGCCUUGGAAUAGCCUUUGAUUCAGGAUCUGCAUUGAAGGAUCUGAUAUUCAGUAUAUUUCGUGGGCCAAUAGAGCUGGCACUGGGAAUAACCCUUGGAAGUCUUGCUGGUGCAGUGUGUUGGUUCUUUCCCAAUAAGAGUGAGACCAAUGUGGCUCACAACAGACUAGUGAUAUUACUCUCAUUGGCAUUACUCUCUGUGUUUGGCAGUAACGUGGCCAAAUUUUCUGGUGCAGGAGCUCUUGGUGUAUUAACCAUGUCAACUGUAGCUGCAUAUGGAUGGACACAGCAAGGAAAGGCUCCUGUAGCCAUGGUAAUGUCUCUUGUGUGGCAAGUGUUUGAGCCUCUCUUAUUUGGUCUUGUUGGAGCUGAAGUCAGCGUUGAAUACAUGAACACCAAAGUUGUUGGUAUGGGUAUUGUAAGUUUGGUUGUAAGUCUGGUCAUACGGCUCAUCACUACUUAUCUUGGUUUGCUUGGAAACGACCUGAACUUGAAAGAGAGACUGUUUAUUGCAAUAGCAUGGCUACCGAAAGCCACGGUGCAGGCUGCCAUUGGUUCUGUGUCGUUAGAUAUGGCACGGCAGAAAGGCUUAACGGGACAGAUUGAGGAAGAGUUUGGAAUUCAGAUUCUGACCAUUGCUGUGCUGGGAAUUCUUAUCACUUCGCCCAUUGGAGCCAUAGGAAUCGUUUUGGCUGGACCAAGAAUGUUAGAACGCAGUCCUCCUCCAGUAGUAGAAAUAGAUGGCAUUCUCAAGGACUCUGCAGAAUCUUCUCAAAAACCAGAGAGUCCAUUGUUAGAAAGUACAGUCUGAGACUGGUAAUUUAUUUGAUGACUCAAAUAUAUGAAUGUGUAAGAAGUAUAUUCGCGACUCUACGCUAUUGGUUAUGUAUAAUGACUUAUAAAAAGUAACAAAAAAAUAUCGAUUUUUUUUUUUCUUUCAUCCCAGAUAUAUUUAAUACACGGUAUUGCUGAUUUACUUCACACGGUUGAAGACUUGUGAAGAAAUAAAGUCUCAUCUUCGUUUACUAAGAAAAACAAACUAUUCAAAUGUAUGCGAUUAUUUUGCAUUUGUCGUAUUCCAUUUAACAUGUAAAAAAUGUUCCCCUUCUAAAGAAGGAAUUAUCUUCUACUAUAGCUAUUAGCUUUUCGCGUCAUAUUACUAUGACUCUAAACGU